Messenger RNA from Suillus bovinus, 962 nucleotides. RefSeq lists its product as uncharacterized. The record is from RefSeq and is a predicted model, not a curated record. The coding region runs from base 104 to 865 and encodes 253 amino acids. Lineage: Eukaryota; Fungi; Basidiomycota; Agaricomycetes; Boletales; Suillaceae. The transcript has 7 exons.
UCACUUGGGAGCAAAUCGCCGUUCUCAAGGGUCACGUUUUCAACUUAUCCUUGGCUCGGACCCACCACCUUCUUGCAAGUACAUCAAUAUGGGAUGAGGCCGUAUGUUUGUGGAACCUCAAAACCAAUCUCCCAUCACCGCUUGUGAGGACAACAAUGUGUACCUAUGGGAUAUCUAUGCCAUCCUUAAAGAACUUGACCUUGAAGACCUGUUGUCAACUCCUGAUGUUAUACCUGGAAAGUCGUUAACAAACAGCGACUCGGAUGUUACGCGUCCAGCUCAGUCAAAGAAUGCCGGCCGAGUACCGCUAGGGUUUUUCGAUGGCAUGCAAGGCAACAUUCAUUCCUCCGCAUCGCGCAGUGUCCAUCACCCUUCUCCUUCUCGCAGCCCCCAACAUGCUCUCAUAUCAUCUGUGAGGAUUUCGCGCGCAUUCUUCGACUAUCUUCCAUUGCUCUUUCGUCAUUCUCGCCCACCCACCAACGAGGCAACCACACUCCAGCAAGAUUCAAGGCAAACCAUCUUUUCUCGUCGCAGUACUCCCACCGUCGAAGUUGCUGCAGUACGAGACAAACAAGCACUGUAUGUUGCUCCGCGUCCAGCACAUGAAAAGAGGCGCUGCUAUCGCAAACUCAACCUACCGAGGUAUCAACGCCUCCUGCUACUAAUCCUACGACACCAUGUGCAGCAGGUGCGGGGCCAGCACCCAUACCAUUGUGGGCUCGUCUCGUGCUUUUUCUCUGUUGUGCAUCACCUCCACAUGCUGAUGGUCAUUAGCAUAUUAACGACUAUUUCGCCUCUUCUUUUCGCUCUUAUGUAUACUUCUCAUUCUCCACGUCUCUCGCUCGUGUUUUCUCGUCACGACUAACCUACGACUUCAGUAGACUGUACCGAGUAGCAGAGCCACUGGAUGGAUCCCGACAACAUGUUUAGUCAUUACAGUAUUCAACGAACAGGCUGGCAGG